Triticum aestivum (bread wheat) is the source of this 1786-nucleotide messenger RNA. RefSeq lists its product as uncharacterized. The transcript has a single exon. The record is from RefSeq and is a predicted model, not a curated record. The coding region runs from base 1 to 549 and encodes 182 amino acids. Lineage: Eukaryota; Viridiplantae; Streptophyta; Magnoliopsida; Poales; Poaceae.
AUGGAGGAGAUGCAAAAAUCGUUGCAAGAAAUGUUGGAGCAAGUUCUAUCGGAGAAAUUUGACAAGUUCUUCCCCGAAUUGAAGAUGCCGGGCGGCGAGGGCACCAGCCUUCGCGCGGGGGUCGGCGACUUCCGCAAGGACGCGGAUGCCGUGAAGCAUGAGCAGGUGGCAUCGCCCAUACCGCAAGAACACGCUCCGCCUCCGGCGAACAGGGCAGCGAGGUUCACUUAUGGCAGCCCUCCUGCUCCAUGGGACUCAACGGGGGCUAUGGCCGACGCCAUGGCUGUACAAGGGCUACUUGUCCCCGAUCCACAGGCGGACGCACUCAGCACGGCCACCAGCUGUUCGACGGGGUGUCUCACCCAAGUCGAGCCAGCAAACCAGCAGACCGUGGGGGACUCCGUGCAGGAGCAGCGGUCCGUGCUCAAGGAGAAGCUCGAGGUCAAGCUCACAUCGCUGCAGGCCAAGCUCAACCAGUUGGUGACCGACCUCCGCGCGCGAGUCGAUGGCCAUCGCCACGGAUCUGUACGCGGUCUAGCAAGCGCGUGACCCCGUCCAAGUCCACGUCGGCGGCAUGAGCAAUAGCGUGCCCCAGCCGUACGCGCCGCCAUGGAAGGCGGCGGACCCCAAGAACCAUUUCCAGGGGCAUGUCGACAUGGACGUUGAACCGGAGUACGCACAUCGCGGUGACGAGGUGCCGCGCGGGUGCCGUGGCAUCCGCCACGACGAUGACGACUGCCCCAACCGCCACGCCGUCGGCCAUAACGACGACGACUACAAUGACCGCCGCGAUGGAUUUCGACUGAAGCCACCCAAGCACGCAUUUUCUGUCUUCAAAGAGUACAAAGCUUGCUGGCUUCCCCUGCGUCCCAAGCAGAUUGAGGCUGCAGAUGCAGAUGAGGCUUUGGUUGUUCCUCUUGAUGGUGAAUGGAUAUGGCACUGCCAUCGGCUUAAUCCGACUCAAUACAUAAAGGGCUGCAAGAGAUUAUAUGGCAGAAUACUAGACAGUAACAAUGUCAAGUCCAUUCAAGCAAAAUCCAAGGAUCAGGUUGAGAAAGUUUGGACUGAGUUAUAUCCUGGGGAGCCCGUUGAGUUGGAGUGCACAAGUCCUUCCGAAGAUUCUAUUUAUCUGAGUGAUGAAACUGCAGGAGGCUUUUCCUAUGAUUUGGUCUCAGUUGUUAAGAGACAAUCUUCUUUCGUCUACCAGGUUAUGAUCUUAACUGGGGAAACUGGUUCUGGGAAAAGCACACAAUUGGUUCAGUAUCUUGCUAACUCAGGUCUGGCUGCCAAGGGUUGCCACCUGGGAAGUAUAGUGCUGCAAAUACUCCAUGACACUUCUGUUUGUAAGGUACCUUAUUCUGCUACACACCAGUGGGAUCCUGGACUUUCUUCUGAAAUAAUUCAUGUGCAUUCACUGGGUACUUUGCAACUCCUUGGACAUGAUUGGGUGCAGUACAUUGAGCUUGGAAGUGCAUUUAGUCUCAGCAUUACAACGGGUAUGCAGUUGUUGCAGUUAUUGUCGAGAGCGAUGCUACUUGGUGUCAUUCACUCCAAGUUGUGGUUAACUGAUGGAUGGUUAGAGACAAAUAGUGCUCACAAUUUUCCUUGCCUUCAGUUUAGGGAAUGGAGAUCCUUCUUACAACAUGGCAAAUAUACUGCUUCAUUGAUACUGCCUUGGAAUCCAGACGGUUGGAUGGCAUCUAGCACUACACUUUUGUUUUCUAUUGUAUGUAGUUUCUUGCAUUGGAACCCUGGUUUACUCUAAAGAGCAAAUUGUGCUGCACAA